CUGCCGCUGCUGCUGCUGCUGCUCCAAAUACUUUAUUUGACAUGGUUCCGUAUCUUAUAAUUCUCUCUUCCUUCUACUCUUCGUCGUCUCUCUAUUUGGGUUUCCCUGAAGUCUGAACCACGGCUUGAGCUUUCGUCCGCCAUGGCCGUCUAAGCUCUAUCUUAUCUCUCCUCUAGUUUGUAAUAUUUUUUCCUUCACAGGUUGUUUAAGCUGCUGGUUUUGAAAAGGGAAGGAGUGGCACCACAACUUGGAAUGUCUAACAGUGAGGAUUCUGGUAGCCCUGGAUGGAGUGCUUCACUUUUCAUGCAGACAACUGAGGAUGUUGCAAGAGCUGUUGCAGCUGCAGCCACUGCUGUUCGCUCUCCACGUCCAUCUGUAGUAUUUUCAUCCAAAGAUGAUAGUAACAGUCAACUUCAGAAACUGCAGCGCCAUGUUGCAAGAGUAUUAAAAGGUUUCUCACCUCCUCUUGAAGUGAAAAAGAGUAAUUACAAUCCAGAAGUUCUAACCAGUCAAAAGCGUCAAUGGGCAAACUUUCAGUUGCAGUCCUUGGAUCAAAGGUCUGUGAAAGAGCCAUCAAGGCUGUUUGAGAGUAUGGUAGUUGUUGGACUUCAUCCAAACUCAGAUAUUCAGGCACUUCAAAAGCAGAUAUUUGCCAGAAGUUCUGAAGGCUCGGGGAAAUUUCGAAGUGCACUGAGCCAGAACCAAGCUCGUGUAGAACCUAACCUUGAACCUCAGGUUUUGUUUGUAUAUCCUCCAGAAAAACGGCUACCACUCAAAUAUAAAGAUCUACUUUCAUUCUGCUUUCCUGGAGGUGUGGAGGUUCAUGCUGUUGAAAGAACUCCUUCAAUGAGUGAGUUGAAUGAAAUACUGCUUGGGCAGGAACACUUCAAACAAAGUGACCUAUCCUUUGUAUUUCGUUUACAGGUGGCUGAUGAUUCUACCUUAUACGGAUGCUGUGUGCUAGUUGAAGAACUUGUGCAGAGACCUUCAGGGCUGGUUUCUAUGAUUUCUGACAAGCAAACUUUCUCAUUGUGUUUAAGCCGUCAUAUCUUGACGACCACUCGUUGUUAUUGCAUUCUGUCAAGGCUUCCGUUCUUUGAUUUGCAUUUUGGCGUACUAAAUAGCAUCUUCACUGAAGAAAGGUUGGAACGGUUAACAAAAAGUAUUGGUAUAUUAGAUUUGGAAUCAUUGGGGACUUUCGGCAAAGAAGACUCACAGAAAAAGCCUGACAAAAACUUGCCAAAGGACAACCAUGUGGAGGACAUUCCAAAUGGACCAACUGACACUUCUGAAAUAAGUACUGGAGGUUCUACUUCUAGCAAAACUGCAGAGGAUGGGAAAUAUUUGGAGCAUCAAAUCCUUGAAGGGCAGAAUGACUUAUUGAGUGAAGGAGUCCAUUUUGAUGCUGUUUUCCCAAUAAAUUCUGAAGCGGUGAUGUUUAUACCUGAAGAGAGACAAGUUGUUGAAAUGCAGAUCUCUGAUGUUCAUACUAUCUCCAUUGCUGAAUCCAUGAGAGAUGAGCAAAAUAUUGAAAGGCAUUUACCAGAGGCUGUUCUGCCACUUCUGCGUUUUCAUCAAUAUGAAAGCUCUGAAUCUUUCAUCAGUUUCCAGGGUUCACCUUGUGAAGGUAGGAACUUUAGGAGUGAAGGGGAUCAAGAGGACAUUGAAGAGGCUUCUUCCUCUGGCCAGGAAGAUUCAAGUGAUCACAAUGAGAUUCUUGAGUGGGCAAAGGCAAAUAAUCAUGGGUCCUUGCAAAUAAUAUGUGAAUAUUAUGGCUUACGCUGCCCUGCUAGAGGCACAACACUUACAUUCCGCCAUCUGGAUCACCUGCAUCCUUUGGAAUUUCACAGACCUUGUGAAACAGUUCUGCACAUUGCCAGCUCAACUAUUGAUUUAAGAUCCUGCAGCACAAGCUUGGAAUUAGCAGAGAUUUAUCAGGCACACACUGCACUUUUGGCAGAAGAGGAAGCAACUGCUUUAUCCGUCUGGACUGUUGCAUGUGUAUGUGGCUCCUUGCGGCUUGAAAAUGUGUUAACAAUGUUUGCUGGGGCACUUUUGGAGAAGCAAAUUGUGGUCGUUUGCUCUAAUUUGGGUAUUCUGUCAUCUAUAGUUUUGUCGAUUAUUCCACUAAUUCGUCCGUACCAGUGGCAGAGCCUUUUGAUGCCAGUUUUGCCAAAUGACAUGCUGGAUUUUUUGGAUGCGCCUGUCCCUUAUGUGGUUGGCGUGAAGAAUAAAACUGCUGAAGUUCAAACAAAGUUGGCAAAUGUCAUACUGGUUGAUGCCAAUAAGAAUCAGGUGAAAUCAUCCAGCAUGCCACAGUUGCCCCAGCAUAAGGAGUUAUUUUCUUCUUUAAGUCCCUAUCAUGCAAAGCUUGUAGGGGAAAGCUAUUUAGCAAGAAAAAGGCCAGUGUAUGAAUGCACAGAUGUCCAGAUUGAAGCUGCCAAAGGCUUCUUAGCAGUGCUAAGAUCUUAUCUGGAUUCACUUUGCUCAAACCUAAGGUCUCACACAAUUACAAAUGUGCAGUCCAAUAAUGAUAAGGUCUCUUUGCUUUUGAAAGAGAGUUUCAUUGAUUCAUUCCCAAGCCGUGACCGGCCUUUUAUGAAGCUUUUUGUCGACACACAGCUCUUUUCUGUACAUACAGAUCUCGUUCUCUCCUUUUUCCAAAAAGAAUAGCAUGGCUAUAACAGUAGCCAUGGAGGUUUUUUAAAGAGAAUGGGUGAACUUGCUAGAAGCACUUAUGGAUUUCUUCUUGAGAGAUCCUAUUCUUGUUCUGCGCCUCUCAUCUUUGGAGAUGUCCACAUCUUUUCUUUUUGGACAGGGAUAAUGGUCCUUUUCUCCAUGUUGAAUAGAUGACCAAAACUCUCAGGGGCAUAGAAGGACAAAAUAGGAUUUUAAAUAAUUUAAACGAGUUUAUAUGAGAUGAUGGGAGGGUAUGUUUAAAUCUAAUUGAAAAACUCAAGGUAUGUGUAUGUUUAAAUCGUGAUGGUUCUGGUUAAUUUUCUUGUCAUUUCCACCUAUUUGUAUCGACAGUAUUGGCAAUGAAUCGAUGACUAUUGCUUCUUAUGGGCC
Molecule: messenger RNA, 3069 nt
Organism: Nelumbo nucifera (sacred lotus)
Lineage: Eukaryota; Viridiplantae; Streptophyta; Magnoliopsida; Proteales; Nelumbonaceae
Product: DENN (AEX-3) domain-containing protein
Biological process (GO): DNA integration
Molecular function (GO): nucleic acid binding
Source: RefSeq, a predicted model, not a curated record